Molecule: messenger RNA, 2352 nt
Organism: Rhopalosiphum maidis (corn leaf aphid)
Lineage: Eukaryota; Metazoa; Arthropoda; Insecta; Hemiptera; Aphididae
Product: protein zer-1 homolog
Exons: 10
Coding region: 1-2352 (783 amino acids)
Cellular component (GO): Cul2-RING ubiquitin ligase complex
Source: RefSeq, a predicted model, not a curated record
AUGUACCAAACCGAGCGCCAACUUAUUCCGAUCAAGUUCAGACACAAAGAGGAACGGGUCCCAGAGUCCCUGUUCUGCCUGUGUCUGAAGUAUGUGGCACGGAACUUGGACACGCUGUGUACGGAGAUGCCUAAUGGUUAUACACUGCACGAUGGAUUAGCUCUUCCAAGUGAGAUAUGUGAACCAUUCAUCGAGACUUAUCAGAGCAAUGGUGGCGAGAUUUUCGACCAUUUUGCUCAUUUGUUCAAAGACGUUACUAAGACGAACCUAAGAUCAGUACACAUAAGUAACUCGAGUAUUACAGAUGAUGGCCUUGAAUACCUGUUGUGUCAUGACCUAUAUGAACUUACACUCACUAAUUGUCAGAAUCUCACGCACAAAACGUACAUGAACAUAUUCAAACAUGCCUCCAACCUUCGUUCAUUGACCAUUGGUCCAAAUGUACAAAUAACUCCUUAUAAUAAGUUGUCAAACUCUUCACUAUCUCUGGAUGAUCUCCCUUCAAGAAUCUACAAGAAAGCACCCAACCUUAGACAUUUUGUAUUGCGAGCAAUUGCAGAAUCACCAUUUUCCACUGACAACAUAUUUCUGGGUGUCAUGCUCGACAAGCUUGUACAGCUGAGAGUCUUAGACCUCUCAUAUUGCUUAGGUGUUGGCAGUCUGCGUUAUUUGUGUAAGCUCACCAACUUACAUACAUUGAUACUUUUCGAUGUGCCUCAUUUACAAAACAAUGAUGCAAUACUCAACAUUUGCUCCCUACAAACAUUGGUUGUUUUAGAUAUAUCCCAAACUGAGACUUUCCCUGAGCAAGGUAUUUACAAAGAUGAAAACAAAAUUUUAGCACUAAUUGUUAAAUGUCUACCAAAUCUUAUGUCUUUAGACAUAUCUGGUACAAAUUUAGCUGGAAAAGGUACUGCAGAACAUUCUAUGUGCGAGUCAUUGAGUGGCAGGAAGUCAGACAUUCCUGGUUUAGAGUAUCGAGUAGACAAUCCUUUAGAAUUUUUAGGUUUAUAUCAUACUCAGCACAAUGCUUGCAGGCGGCACGAUAUUCCUGCCAAAAUUAUUAGUGGUGAUGCUAACGAAGAACAAAUCUUUAAUGCUGCUGCUUCAUGUAUGGACAAACCAAAACUACUUCAAAACAUUUUAAAUGAUCUUUACCACUUGUUGAGGUAUGACCAGUGUACUCAAAUUGAUCAAGCUCUUGACAUAGUAUUGGAAGCUCUUACCAGAUAUGUAAAAGAGAAAUUAAUUCAAAUUUCUGGGAGUGCAACACUAUUUUACAUUGUGAAAAAUAAAGAUCGGCCAUUACUAUUAAAUGAUAUAACAGUUAAACGACGAAUUAUUACAACACUAUUAACUGGAAUGGACUAUCACAACUACGAUGAAACAAUGAUGCGGAAUGGAUGUUUGACUUUAUGCCAAUUGAGAAUACCUCAAGAUGUGAUGUUUGAGUUUAAACGUUUAGUACAAAUGUUACUACACAUUGUAUCUACUAGUGACCAUGAAGGGUUUGUCCAGAGAAUUGGUAUUUAUUUAUUAAAUUCAGUUGCAUGUCAAGUGAACAAUAAGCAAAAAAAUGAACUUGGAGAUGCUGGUGCAAUUAAGAAAAUGAUGGCAAUAAUCAAAGAUAGACUUCAUCGAAGAGUUUGUGAUGAUGUUCUUGAAGUUGCUUGGUCAACAAUGUGGAAUGUAACAGAUGAAGCACCAAAGAAUUGUAAAAGGUUUUUAGAUGGAAAUGGAAUGAAAUACUUCCUUGGAUGCUUGACUACUUUUCCGGAUAAAAAUGAAUUGAUGCGUAACAUGAUGGGCUUAUUAGGCAAUGUCGCUGAAGUGAGUGAGCUGCGAUCUAGACUUAUGCAAGGACAUUUUAUCAAAGUGUUUUCUGACCUUCUAUUUUCAACACAAGACGGAAUUGAGGUUAGUUAUAAUGCUGCAGGGGUAAUUGCACAUUUGGCAUCAGAUGGUCAUAGAUCUUGGAUUAUAAAAACACCAUCAAGAUAUAAAGUAUUAGAUCGUAUGACUAAGGCCAUACAAAAUUGGAACUUGGAUGCUGAUCGAAAUAUUAAUUAUCGUUCCUUUGAGCCAAUAUUACAGCUUGCACAAGUUCGGCAUACACCUCAGUGUGCUCAUUGGGCAGCAUGGGCUUUAGCAAACCUCACUAAAGUGUACCCUGAAAAAUACUGUUCGAUUGUGAUAGCUGAAGGUGGUUUGAGAAUCAUGAGUGAACUACUUGAAGAACAUAGUCUACUUCAAGAUAAUCAGCCCCCCGGUGUUAUACAUAGUCUAGCUCAAACAGUCAUUAACCAAUGUCUGAUGUAUAUGAAGAACACUGUAGAAGAAUCAUCACAGUGA